AUUUUCUUCAUUACAAAAACUCCCACAAAGUGAAAAAAUGAAUCUUGAUUCAAGAAAAAGUAAACCAAGACUACAAAAAGCAUCAUCCAAAGUAUCAUCAUCAGAGAGGUGUAAUUUACAAAGAGCACCUUCUUUACCUGUUUUUGUAGACUAUAAAGAAGAACCCCGUGAUGAAGAAAGUGAUUUUUCUAUGGGAAAAUUGAUUAGGCAAGCAUCUAUAACAUCAAUAACAACAACAACAAAGAGUAAAGUUAUUCAAGAAAGUGAACAAGUUCAUAAUGAGGAAAGUGAGUUCUCUAUGGGAAAAUUGAUUAGGCAAGCAUCUAUAAACUACGUAAAAGUUUUACCUCAGAAGAAUACAAUUAUUGUUACCAAAAGUAUCACAGGGAAAUCUACAGAGGGCACUUUUUUUCCCAAUUUUUGCAAAAGGGAAAGUAAUUCAUGAUGAAAAAAUGAGUUUUCUAUGGGGAAGUUGAUAAGGCAAGCUUCUUUAAACCAUGCAAAAGUCCUACCUCCUAAACAUAAUCCAAAGGUACUUUUAUAUGUCAACUUCCUAUUUAAAAUUGCUUACUUCUUGGACCUAAUUGUUUCCUAGUAGCUUUUAGACUUAAGAGAUAACAGUUGAAGCGUGUUAACAUCUCGUUUAAAAGUUAAACUGUUAGAGGUCGUACUUUUAUUUUACUUAGUUAUAUCUUUCUCAACAUCAAUUGAACUUGAAUUUGAAUAUACAUGUGAAAGAAGACGCUAAGUUUCAAUCAAAUCCAUAACCAUAAUAAUCUUAAAAGUAAACUAAGUAGUGCUAAGAACGUUAAAAAUCAAACUCAUGAAGUUCACAUUCUAAAUCGUCUUUGAUUUUUGUUUCAUGAUAUGCCAUCAACCAAACCACUUUAAUUUUUGUAAUGUAGCAGGGUCUCAAAAGUACAUUCAUUAGUGCUAGGAAUGUUAAAGGUUGAACUGAUGACGUUCAAAUUUUGAUACCAAAUAGAAAUCUAUUUUAGGCAUCACAGGAUAAUUUAAAGACAACAUCUUUCAUAUAUCAAAUCAUGAUUUUCAGGUUACUGUACUAAGAGUAGCAGCAAAAUUUCUCACAAAAUUGAUAUUUUUCAAUACCACAUAGGAAUCUUAUUUAGGCAUCACAUUAGAGUUUAAAGACAAUACAUUUCAGCUCCACAUAUCAAUAGCUUUACAAGUUACUGCUAGGCAAGCAGCUAUAACAACAAUAACAACAAAGAGUAAAGUUUUUCAAGAAAGUGAACAAGUUCAUGAUGAGGAAAGGGAGUUUUCUAGGGGAAAGUUAAUUAGGCAAGCAUCUAUUUAUAAAGUAAAAGUUUCACCUCAGAAGAAUACUUUACAAUUAUUGUUACCAAAAGUAUCACAGGGCAAUCUACAGAGGGCACCUUCUUUCCCAGUUUUUGCAAAAGGGCAAGUAAUUCAUGAUGAGGAAAAUGAGUUUUCUAUGGGGAAGUUGAUUAGGCAAGCUUCUUAAACCAUGCAAAAGUUCUGCCGCCUAAACAUACUUCAAAGGUACUUUCAUAUACCAACUUCCUGUUUAAAAUUGUUUACUUCUUGGACAUAAUUGUUUCCUAGUAGCUUUUAGACUUAAGAGAUAAUGGUUGAAGUGUGUGAACAUCUCGUUUAAAAGUUAAACUGUUAGAGAUUGCGCUUUGAUUUUACUUAGUUAUAUCUUUAUCAACAAAAACUGAACUUGAAUUCGAAUAAACAUUUGAAAGAAGACGCUAAGUUUCAAUGAAAUCCAUAACCAUAAUAAUCUUAAAAGUAAACUAAGUAGUGCUAGGAACGUUAAAAAUUAAACUCAUAAAGUUCACAUUCUAAAUCGUCUUUGGUUUUUGUUUCAUGAUAUGCCAUCAACUAAACCACUUUAUUUUUUUGGUAUGUAGCAGGGUCUCAAAAGUACAUUCAUUAGUGCUAGGAAUGUUAAAGGUUGAACUGAUGACGUUCAAAUUCUG
This is a messenger RNA of Capsicum annuum, 1967 nucleotides long. RefSeq lists its product as uncharacterized. The record is from RefSeq and is a predicted model, not a curated record. NCBI's taxonomy places the organism in Eukaryota, Viridiplantae, Streptophyta, Magnoliopsida, Solanales, Solanaceae.